Messenger RNA from Tuber aestivum (summer truffle), 3100 nucleotides. The record is from the annotation of a GenBank genome assembly. Lineage: Eukaryota; Fungi; Ascomycota; Pezizomycetes; Pezizales; Tuberaceae.
UGCAACCUACAAAUCGCACAAGACACAAUGCUCAAAUCCCUAACAAGAGCCCGCUCUCCUGUCUCCUCCCCUUCCUUCCUCUUCUGCCUCCCCCGGCCAUUCCCUCGCCCACUCCCCCGCGCACUAACCACAACUGCCCGGCCAAUAGGCACAUUCACCGAACGCCGCCCCGACCGCCAACUCCCCGGUUCCUCCUCCCCCUCCCUCUAUCCUCCCCACCAACCAACCAGUAACUCCACUAACGCCUCACGAACCCACAGGCCCAAGAAAAACCCCCAUCGCAACCCUCCUCACAAUCCCGCUAUUCGCAAGCAUACUCCUACUAGCGGCCGUCGGCCUCUUCAACUACCAGAAGUCCUCCUCGAGUGUUGUCUCGUCAACGCUCUACGCGCUCCGCGUGCACCCCGUCGCGCGAGAAUCGCUGGGGGAUGACAUCUCGUUCAAGAGUAGGGUGCCGUGGAUUCAGGGCACGAUGAGUCAGUUACGUGGGGAUAUUGACAUUGCUUAUAGUGUCAAGGGGACAAAGGGAGAGGGGGUCAUGCGCUUUCGGAGCGUGAGGGGGAGGAUGGGGCUUGUGAGUGUUUCCCAAUUUGCUAUCCCAUAUGCUUUUGGGGGCGUUUUGGUGGUGGUGCUGGUGCUGGUGGGGAGAGUGGAGGGAGGGCUAACUGUGCGAGCUUUAGUUUGAAACGUUGGAUUGGAGCCUGGUAAUGAGGGACGGGCGCAGGAUUGGCUUGCUCGAUAAUUCUGCGGUGGGCCCAUAUCCUCAGGCUGCUACUACCGCUACGUGAUCGAUGGAUAUAAUGUCUGGACGGAUCAUGCACACAUUGAUGGAGGGGUCACGGUCUACGAUCUGAGGUCUAUGUACAUAUGGAAAUUAAGCAUGCGGAACAUGGCUUGACACAAUACAAAAAAAAGUGGCUCUCCAUGGAUGGCUGAGUGGAUAAUGAGCGAGAAGAAGUGAAGAAAAACUGUAAAUGGUCUUUCGAUCUACCUCAGGAACACAAGUGACCAACGGAAAAUAAUCCGACGCGUCCACACCCUCAACAAGGGAAGAAGCAAACCACAUUCCAGUUUUACAUGUCUAUCGUCUCCUCAAACUUCAACACGCCCUCUUUACUCAAAACGCCGUCAACACAUGAUAUUAUUGAUGGGGAGGGGUCAUUUGCCGUGUGCGCUACCAGCACCAGGCCAGCAACCUUGACGCUCCGUACAAGAGCAGGUACCAUUUCCUAUAGUUAUGAGUGAUAACCCAUGACAACCAAGAAAAACAACAGCACCACCACUUACCAUAAGCCUGGACGAGCAUAUUAUACCCAUUAGAUUAUUGCUAGAGGCAAACCUGACCGCUUCCUUCAAUGAGGUUCGACUUCUAGUGCUGGAUGCUGUCCCCUGAAGGUCGUCGCCCGGCUCCUUUCCAAGAUCAUUGCAGUAGAACACCGGGUCUGCGCAGCAGUCAGCCAAAGCGACAUUGAUUGAUAAGUGCGGAACUCCAUACAGUUCGGCUGCUUCCAGUUCAGCGCUGUGCACACAUUAGAAUUAAACGACGAAAAAACAAUCGACCGGGUGAGAUCUGGUGAUUCCUGCUUCAGCGCCCUGGCAUGAUCGAAGGCCACGGUCAAGACAGCGUCCACAAAAGAAUUGGCGUUCAUAGUCCCGCCAAGCCCAUGAUGCCGCUUUUCCGUGCACGUCGGGUAUAUAACGUUAAGAUCAAGAUGCACGUCAACCGGUAGCAAUGACAACACCUCCCGGAGAGUCAAGAACGAGUAUGCGAGAAGGAAAUGUAAUUCUGCCAGGCUUUGGAUAUUGGGUAAUCGCUGUUGGGCUUCAUCGCUCCCUGCUUGGGCACCAAUCUUCUGGAAUUGGGCAUGAGUAACACUACAAACGGGGACUUCAAGCCCACUAAACGGAAUACUCCAUGAAGGGUAUAUAACCGGUACCCCAUCGCUAGUGAGCUGGAUGCAAAGUCGGCCAUAUUCCCCAGCUAGCGACGACCCAGUAACAAGCGCGUUCGGAUGUGAAUCAAACUGAUUCGUCGCCUUCCAGUACGUUGCAAAGUGAGUGAUUUCCAGUGGUACGCCUUGAAAUGGAUUGAUAAUCUGGAAGUCGAAUGAAAUCCGUCCGAUGGCUCUAAGUCUUGAAUCAAAGAGGGGCAGGACGCAAUGGCCGGAGCUCUGGGCGCUAAAAGUAUUGGGCAAAGCCACUGUGCGCGCGAUGACCUUGGAUCCAAAAGUAGGGUAAAUAUCAAAGUCAAUGGUAAACAUAUCUAGUGUAUCAAUUUGGAAAGAUACAACCUUCGCAUCCUCGUUCAGAGGAAGAAGUAUAUUUCGAGGAAUGAGAUCGGAUGACUUCGACGAUAUCGUAAGCCUUGCUGCAGGGUAUUUGCCCUCGUGAUAGAAUGCAAUUGGCUUGCCAUCCGUUUCAUCGAAUGUGAGCUGAACGAAUGUCUUAUUCUCCAGGAAGUUAUGCCCAUACCUCCGGAGGGGAAGUAUGGGAGGGGGAAGGGAAAGAUCUGGAAUUCCAUCGGAAUCGAUAGUCAUCUGCGUUCCAGAUACCGUCGAAGCAAUAGACGCCGGUGACGGCUUCAUUGGAGCAGCAGUUCCUAAGCCCCCAAGUGCACCCCCAGCGGCAGAGAGUAACUGCAUGCACUCUAGAUGGCCCUCCCAGGCUGCAUAAUACAUUGCCGAUAAUCCCUUCUCGUCAAGUAUAUCCCACCGAGCUCCACUCUCCAACAAAGUUUUUAAGCACUCAACGUGUCCCUCGCUUGCAGCAUGGAACACAGCAGUCCACUGGAAUAGCUUGUCCAGUUCAUUCGGGUUUGCCCCAUAUUGCUUCAACGUCAUGAGAAGCUGUACGGACUUACCGGACCGCGCAACCAGGUGCUGCGGAAAGAGCCCUUCCGCAUCGGGUAGAAUUCGAGCCUUGUGUUGCAACAAGAUCUCAGAAAUCUCGCAAUACCCAUGUUGACAAGCCAAAUUCAACGGAAUAUAAUCCUUCUCAUCCCGGGGGUCUACUCUAGCAUUGCAAUCGAUUAACUGACGAACAACCUCUUGCUGAUUAUGUGUUAUGGCGUGUAUCAGAGGUGUAAAGUUGUCAUGAUCCA